CACGCCGGCGCGCCUCCAGCCUGCGGUCCCGCGGACUGCCUCCUCCAGGGGCAGGAUGGAGGCGCGCAACCCCCUUUCUAAUCCCCUUAGCCACUGCAGCGGGCCCGGGCACUUUUUUACCAGCUUGACCGCAGGCCUUGUGCAGGGGGCUGGAGAGGGGGAGGGGCGCCAGGUUUCUUUCUGCUAAGGGCACUUUGUAGCCGGCACCUCAGGUCUGCAGAUUUCCAAACCUCGCUCCGGCGCCUAGCACCUCAGGUUGUUCUGCCAGAUUGGAAACAAAGUUCUCUCCAGGGGCAGAGUUUCUAGGGGGUUAUGGGGAGGGCUCAUUCUUGUAUUCAGAGCAGUGCCAAAGGAGUUAAGGAGGGGCUGAGUGCCUGAAGCCCUGAGCUCAGCCCAGACAAGCUGUUAGAUUGCCCCUUUAACAUUAAUGUUUGCAAACUGACUUCUGGGUCUGGGAGGUGGUAGGACCUCCUGGUCCCUCCUUCCAAGGUGGCACCGACUCACUCCUUUCACUGGUAAAAUUCCCAGUAGGACAUUUGGCAAAAGGGUCAGGCAGAGAGCUGCCAACCGGGCCUGGCCCUGUUUCCUGGGCACCCAGGGUGCUGACUUAUCCCUACCCUGAUUUCCUCUCUCACCUUAGGGCCUCAAAUGAACACACCAGCCCUCCUGUCCCAUCUUCCUUGGGCGGGUUGGGACUCGUCUACCAAGCAGGGGAGGAAAAUAACAACAGAAUAACUGUAAAGGGGGGAAGGAAUGAGUAAUAAAGCUGACCCAGGCAGGGAGGAGGACUUUCAUGUUUAAGCGAUGCUAUUUGCUUUUUAGGUCACAGGCUGCAAAAACAGGCUUUGAUCCUAAGUGGGCGAAUAAUUUAUUGAGAAAGUUUGCAUGGUAGGGGAAAAAAGGAUGUUUGUUUGAUCUGGAGCCCUCUGAGUUAUCCCAAGUGCUGUUGGCUGUUGUUUUGAAUGGAAAAGCAUUUGGUUCCACAGCAAAUGCCUCUCAGAGGGAAGUCCUCGCCCCAGGCAGCAGGACUUAGAGUGAAUGUUGGUUUUGAACUGUUUGGCCAAGGGUCUCCCCAACACUUUUGGAGAUGAAUUGUUUAAGAACAGAGUUGUUUGGGCUCUGGAUGCAGCAAAUGUUUCCAGAAUGUUUUCCCAUCCAGCGUGCUUUUCCCUUCUCUAUAUUGCCUGGCUAAAUGGCUGGCGACACUGAUCCAAGAGCCCGUCAGAUAAUCUUUUUCACUUAGCUGUCAUUGACAGGUGAGGGAGGACUGCUGCUGCCCAGGUCCUAGAUGCACCUUAGGCCUUUGACACUAACUCCCACACUUUGAGGUUGUGGGCAGGGUGUUCUAAUUAUAACUGGCGUUUCUAUGAACAGGGAGGUAAGGUGUCUUACGCUUUUGACCCAGGUCAGAGACUUACACUCCAAGAGCACACGCCACAGGCUGUUUUGGGACCUUACAGUUCUUUAGGGUCUGCGAGAGGUCAGAGUUGAGGGGCGGGUACCUGUGGCUUGCCGUGUUCCCCAUGUAGGACCCUUACUAUGUGGCUUUAGUGCUUACAAUUACAGGUCUUAGUUCAAAGCUAAGGAACUGAGGAACUGGUUCUGGAGCCUCAUGUAGGCCUCCCAGCUUCCUCUCAGGCAACCCAGAGGAGAUGGAAAUACCCCCAGCCACAUUGGAAAUUGUAGGCCUGCACACACACUAAAACCCUCUGGGAUGGAGUCCCUUCUGGAUGGAGUCAGACAGCUAGGUUUGAGUCCUUGCCAGGCAGUUACCAGCUGUGAUGAGGCCCUCAGUUUUUUCCUCUUGCCAGUGGGAUUAUUAACAGGUCCUACCUCAUGGUAGGUGUGAUAAGUGAUAUAUGCUGCAUUAAAAAAGACCACGUCCAGGGCUGGGUAUGUAGUCCAGUGGUAGAGCACUUGCCUACCAUGGGCAAGGUCCUAAGUUCAAUCCCCAGCACUGCAAGAAGAAGAAAAAAAAGACUAAGCCCAAAGCUAGGCCUGUGGUAAGCACUCGAUUAGUAUUAGCCAUUCUUACUGUUAUUACUAGUGACCUGGGGAGGGUCUCAAUGCAGCUUUGACCUUUGAUCUCUCACCUUUAGGCUAGGCCAGAGAGCCAGCUCCCUUCUCUGAAGAAGAGAUCAGAAGGACCCAGCAGGUGCCAAUGGGAGCAAGUGGACCAAGCUUUGCCCUCUCUGAGAUGGAAGAGAAGAGGCGAAAAUACUCGGUCAGCAGCGACAACUCUGACACCACUGACAGUCACGCUACAUCUACAUCAGCAUCAAGAUGCUCCAAACUGCCCAGCAGCUCCAAGUCGGGCUGGCCCCGGCAGAACGAAAAGAAGCCCUCAGAGGUUUUCCGGACAGAUUUGAUCACAGCCAUGAAGAUCCCAGAUUCCUACCAGCUCAGCCCUGAUGACUACUACAUCCUGGCAGACCCAUGGCGACAGGAAUGGGAGAAAGGUGUGCAGGUGCCUGCUGGGGCAGAGGCCAUUCCAGAGCCUGUGGUGAGGAUCCUCCCACCGCUGGAAGGCCCUCCUACACAGGUGUCUCCAAACAGCCCUGCACUUGGUGAGGGCUCCCAGCCUGACUGGCCAGGGGGCAGCCGCUAUGACCUGGACGAGAUUGACGCCUAUUGGCUAGAACUUCUCAACUCGGAGCUCAAGGAGAUGGAGAGGCCCGAGCUGGAUGAACUGACAUUAGAGCGAGUGCUGGAGGAGCUGGAGACUUUGUGCCACCAGAACAUGACACGGGCCAUCGAAACACAGGAGGGACUGGGCAUUGAGUACGAUGAGGACGUUGUCUGUGAUGUGUGCCGCUCCCCUGAGGGUGAGGAUGGGAACGAGAUGGUCUUCUGUGACAAGUGCAACGUCUGUGUGCACCAGGCAUGUUAUGGGAUCCUCAAGGUACCUACGGGCAGCUGGCUGUGCCGGACAUGUGCCCUGGGAGUCCAGCCAAAGUGCCUGCUCUGCCCCAAGCGAGGAGGAGCCUUGAAGCCCACCAGAAGUGGGACCAAGUGGGUGCACGUCAGCUGCGCCCUGUGGAUUCCUGAGGUCAGCAUCGGCUGUCCAGAGAAGAUGGAGCCCAUCACCAAGAUCUCACAUAUUCCGGCUAGCCGCUGGGCCCUGUCCUGCAGCCUCUGCAAGGAGUGCACAGGUACCUGCAUCCAGUGCUCGAUGCCUUCCUGCGUCACAGCUUUUCAUGUCACGUGCGCCUUUGACCAUGGCUUGGAAAUGCGGACUAUAUUAGCAGACAAUGAUGAGGUCAAGUUCAAGUCAUUCUGCCAAGAACAUAGUGACGGGGGCCCACGGGGAGAGUCUACAUCUGAGCCCGUGGAGCCCAGCCAGGCUGGUGAGGACCUGGAAAAGGUGACUUUACGCAAGCAGCGGCUGCAACAGUUAGAGGAAGACUUCUACGAGCUGGUGGAGCCAGCCGAGGUGGCCGAGCGGCUGGACCUGGCCGAGGCGCUGGUUGAUUUCAUCUACCAGUACUGGAAGCUAAAGAGGAAAGCCAAUGCCAACCAGCCGCUAUUGACGCCCAAGACAGACGAGGUGGACAACCUGGCCCAGCAGGAGCAAGAUGUCCUGUAUCGCCGCCUGAAGCUCUUCACGCACCUGCGACAGGACCUGGAGAGGGUUAGAAAUCUGUGCUACAUGGUUACAAGGCGUGAGAGAACGAAACAUGCCAUCUGCAAACUCCAGGAGCAGAUAUUCCACCUGCAGAUGAAACUCAUUGAACAGGAUCUCUGUCGAGAGCGUUCUGGGAGGAGAGCAAAGGGCAAGAAGAGUGACUCAAAGAGGAAAGGCCGAGAAGGCCCCAAGGGCAGCAGCCCCGAGAAGAAAGAGAAAGUGAAGGCUGGGUCUGACUCAGUCCUGGGGCAGCUGGGCCUGUCCACCUCAUUCCCCAUCGAUGGCACCUUCUUCAACAGCUGGCUGGCACAGUCAGUGCAGAUCACAGCAGAAGACAUGGCCAUGAGUGAGUGGUCAUUGAACAAUGGGCACCGUGAAGACCCUGCCCCUGGACUGCUGUCGGAGGAGCUGCUACAGGACGAGGAGACGCUGCUCAGUUUUAUGCGGGACCCCUCGCUGCGACCUGGAGACCCUGCCAGGAAAGCCCGAGGCCGCACCCGCCUGCCUGCCAAGAAGAAACCCCCACCACUGCAGGAUGGGCCCGGUUCACGGACAACUCCAGACAAGCCCCCCAAGAAGCCCUGGGGCCAGGAUGCAGGCAAUGGCAAGGCAGGGCAAGGGCCACCGACUAGGAAGCCACCACGGCGGACAUCUUCUCACUUGCCGUCCAGCCCUACAGCUGGGGACUGUCCUGUCCCAGCAGCCCCAGAAAGCCCCCCACUGCUAGUCCCCGAGACCCCGGACGAGGCAACCCCAAUGGCUGCUGAUACGAAUGUCCAAGUGCCUGGCCCUACGGUGAGCCCUAAGCCCUUGGGCCGGCUCCGGCCACCCCGAGAAAGCAAGGUCACCCGGAGAUCACCGGGUGCCAGGCCUGAUGCUGGGACAGGACUGCCUUCUGCUGUGGCCGAGAAGCCAAAAGUCAGCCUGCACUUUGACACUGAGGCUGAUGGCUACUUCUCUGAUGAGGAAAUGAGUGACUCAGAUGUAGAGACAGAGGACAGCGGGGUUCAGCGUGGUUCCAGGGAGACAGGGGCUGAGGAAGUGGUCCGCAUGGGGGUACUUGCCUCUUAACUCAAUCCCUACCCCUAUCCUGGGCCCUGCCCUUGUUCCCCACAAGGCCUCAGCCUAGUUACAACUGCCAUUUCCAACUGCUGAGUGUCCUAGACCCUUGAGGCUGCCACUCUGUUGUGGUUUUAUUUUUAAUAUAGAAAGAGUUUUGAAUUCCACACUGUUGUCUUUCCUCUGUGCUGGCCUAGGACGUUAGGAUUCCUUCCACAGCUCUGGCCACAGGGACCGGGCCAGGUCCUGUGCGCCACCCCUGUCCCAGCCCACACGGCAUUGCUGGGCUUCUGGUUAGAUGUAGGCAAGGUGAAGAAGAGCUCAGGACUCCUGCCCGCUGCCACUGGGUGACACAGACUGUAGUUUGGGCAUUAUUAUGGCAGAUGGGCCUGCCCAGGGCCUGCCCCGCCUUGCCCCCAAAUUGCACUGGGGCCCAUUUGGGGGGUCCUGCUGUACUCCACUGAUCCCCAAGGAAGUAUAAAGCGAUACCCAGCCAGAGUCUACUCACUGUCACAAGCACAACGAGUUUAUAUGAGAAAGCACUGAGGGGGUGCAGGGGGAACCACUGGUUCCUGACCAACCCACAUCAUCUAAGGCCUGCCCGCCCACCCCACCACUCCCCCUCCCUUGCUGCUCUGCCCCUGCCAGCGCCCAGCCCAGCGGCUCUGGGAAGGGAUUCGUAGAAUCCUUCUUGAGCUGUUCUAUUUACUCAGGGGACUCCCAAACAGCCAGCCACCAGUGUGGGUGGAGGGCUCCAAGGGAGGGCCAGUGCCCAGCCAGGGGCAUGGGGCUCAGACCAGCCACUGCAUAGAAUUACUCUGGGGCUCCAACUUCCUUCCUUCCUUCCUUCGGGGCCAGUCUCUGCUGAAGUCGGGUCACUCCUACACGGAGCUGGCCAGACCAGACCGUUUGCCUUUUCAAGUUUCCUAGUCCUGCUAAGAGAUGAGCUUCUUCCUCAGUUUCCUUUUGGAAACGCCUCCUUCCAACAGCAGUGGGAUCCCGGGGCCCAGGGUGGGCCAGUGUUGAAGUCUUGCUGGAUGUUCCUGUGUUCUUCCUUCCCUUUACGCCUUAACCCCUUUCCUCCACCCCACCUUCCCCCCCAUCCCCUUUUUUCCCACCUCCCUAUCCUACCCUGCAGGUCCCAGGUAGUUGCUCUGAAGAGUUUCAGUGGAGUGGCCCCAGGGUGAUAGCUCAGGGAACAAAUAAAAAAGGAAUUCCGUGAAACAUUUUUUUUUUCUUUUAUGAAUUGCUCCUGGGUCACUUCCACCACUGGUUAAGCCAGAACUUCUCCAACCAGAACCUUGCAAAAGUCCAGUGAAUCAGUCGAAUCAUUCUAUGGAUGCCAAAGAAUAUUUUGACCAUAAUACAGCACAGCCUGGACCUGACAACUUGUCACUUGGACUUCUUUUAAAUGGAGUUCUUUAGCAACAAAGUACAGAAACGGUCAUUGCGCACACCCAUGGAGGAGAGCCCAAGGCCUUGGAGGGGGAGGCUUUGCUGCUGCUGCUGUUGGAUUUCAGAACCUGGGCUGGGCCACUGUGAGUGUUCCUAAACUCUGAGACCCCCUGCGAGGGGAAAUCCUGACUGUGAAACCAUCGUGGAAACCGUCUUUACCACGUGGUCCCCCCUCCCCCCACACACACACGUGGGAAUACACAAAGAGCAAAUAAGCGGUAUGGGGAAAGACUUGACCUCCCACUCCGACUCCAAAACUAUCAAGGUACGACAGUGGCGUUGUCAUCGACACUCAAUUUCAUGUGAGUUUUAACAAAAUCAGAAACAAAGAUAAUGACUUAAGUUCAGAGGAUCAGACAAAUUUGUCUAAUCCAAGUGGACUCUUGAGGGUAUGGGGUGAGCUCCAAGGAUCUGGGCGUUAGGAUGGCAUGAGUACCACGUAGACUUAGUCUGCCUGCCCGCCUUGGUAGUAGUGACAGCACAGUGUCAGCAUCAGCGUCCCCCACCCCAGUCUCUUGUUUACUGCCUUUGAACAGACCUUCCUUCCCCGUGCUUCGGGUCACUUUAGGUCACAACCUUAUCUGCUGGAUUUCUUGUUCUGACCCUGCAGUGGGCAAAGGGGUAAGCUUAAAGAACAACCAAACUCUGCCAGGUGUGGGGUUGCCAGCAAGGCUCGAGGGUCAGUGGUCUUGCCCUGACCCGUUCCUGGCACUCUGGGGUGGAGGCUGGGCUCUGGGUGGAGAUUAAGGGGUAAGUGCAGGGGAAUCUGAUCUCUUGCCGGGGGCUGGCUGAGCUCCACAGUCACAGCCUGGACUGGGCGGGCAGAUGGGCGCUGGCAAGUUUCACUAAGUUUCUGCUUACACUGGCCAUUGGAUUUUGGCCCCUCUUCUCUGUUGGCUGUUGCUUUGGACUAACUAUCCCUAGGGCCCGUGUCCUGUAGAGGCCUGAUGUCUGUUAGGCCAGCUGGCUGGUGGGCCCCUUCACUCCCAGGCCAGGCCCUAGGCCAGUCUUCAUCAGGCAGCUGUCUCCACCUGCAGGAUGUCUGCCAGGCCUCCAGGGAGGACAGGGUUCCAAUCUCCUUCCUCCCAGUCCCCAGCAGCCCCCAGCCUUUCCCCAUUAGCUACAGACCCUGUCCCCUGUGCUCUUUCCAGCUCACUGUCCACAGUGUAGAGGGCUUUGCUGCCCCACGACCACAGCAGAUCUUCCCUUUGCCCACAUUCCCUACCUCUCCUUACAGGGAGGCGGCAUCUGCUCUGUCACUCAUUCUGGCUAUUGUCCCCCAUUCUCACCAGUCCUAGCCACCUUCCACCUCCUUCCCUCUCAUCACAUGACAAAGGAUAAUGUGCAAGGAAAGUAUUUUUAUGUAUCAUAAAUGUAUUUUGAAACAAGGAGAAGAAAGGUAGAGUGCUCAUUUAUUUUGUUAAGUGAGCUCUGACUUUGUGUGUGAGCCUCUGCAAUGUAAGGACCUCAGCUUCCUUGGAGAAACCACCCAGGGUUACCAGGCAUAGGCGCUGGACUGUGUGUGCACCAUGGCACAUCUUUUAUGUCCGUGUGCACACACGUCAUUGUGCACUGUGUAUGGGCACACUGGAAUUCAGCUGCCCAGUUCUGCCAAACAGUGAUGGGCAGCAGCUGGACCUGGCCUCUCUUACUCACUGCCAGAUGUAGCCAACCUCUGCCCAUGCCUGAAGCUCUGCAGAACAAUCUGGAUCCCUAUAGCAAGGCCCUCUGGGAGACCACUGUCUCAUGCCAUUGGCCCGCUGGCCACAUUGGCUAAGGAGCCAGGGCUGGAGUCUGGGACCUUUGGUUGUUCUUUAAGGCACUUCCUGCCGCCUUCUCCCUCAGAUGCACAAACACUGUGCUCCAAAUCGUCAUGGGGUGGCGGUGGGAGGGAUGGUAUGAAUGUCACAGGAGGAGACACCUUCUGUCUUUGUUUCAAAGAAAGUGAUGUGCCAUUUGUUAAUAUACAAGAGAAAUAUUGAAAAUAUAUUGAAAAGAGCAAUUUUAAAUUAUUUUUGGCUUAUGUUGCAAUAUUUAUUUUCUUGUAUUAGAAAAGAAUUCCUUUGUAGAGAAAAAAAUGUAUUUUUCAUUACCGCAAAGACCUAUUUCUCCUUUUUGUACAUUGUCUGUGUUCGCAACCCUAAACGAGCAAUAGAUUGUAUGGUCACCUCCAUGUGGCCAGUGCCUGCCGUGCCCUGCAUGAUUCUGUGUUGCCGCUCGCUGCAUAGCUCGCAGCCCCAUCCUGUCCUGCUCACUCACUGGGGCUUCCAGACCCCGGCCCCUGCCAACCAGGGCCUGUGUCUACGGAGCCCUCUACACUCCUCGUGUGCUGGCAAACGCAGUUAAUAAAGCAGUGUUUUCUGUGC
Castor canadensis (American beaver) is the source of this 8505-nucleotide messenger RNA. The record is from RefSeq and is a predicted model, not a curated record. NCBI's taxonomy places the organism in Eukaryota, Metazoa, Chordata, Mammalia, Rodentia, Castoridae.